AUGGUUGUUCGGGACCCUACUCGCAUUAGCAGUAGUUCCGCAUCACUUAUAGACCUGAUUAUAACUGAUUCACCCAGAAUGUGCAAGAGUGUUAGUGUUCAUCAUAAUCCGGUUCUCAGUGAUCAUGCAAUGGUAAUAUUGGAGUUCAAUAUAGAAAAGUUUAGGGAACCUCCGAGAUAUAUAUCUAAACGGUCGUUGCAUAAAAUUGAUCAAGAAAAAUUUUGUACCGAUCUCAAACAUAUCUCAUGGAAUGACAUUAUGGCGUUGUCGGAUGUUGACGAUCAAAUUCAGCGCUUUAAUGAGAUGUUGUUGAACCUAUUCAAUAAACAUGCGCCUUUAAUACGCUAUAAAAUAUACACACGUCCAACACCUUGGAUAACUCAAAAUGUAAAAUUGAUGAUGACUAUUCGUGAUAAAGCACUGGACAGAGCUCGGAAAUCCAAUAAUGACGCCCACCUAGAUUAUUAUAGGAAUUUAAGGAACUAUGUAACAGGAGCUAUAGAGAGAGAAAAAACAGCUUUUUUUAACUUCUAUGUAAAUAAUAAUAAAGACAAGCCUAAACAGAUGUGGAAUCAGUUGAAGAGUAUAUGCCCGCUUAGUAGCAGCGACACACUAAUGACGGUACCUCAUCACCUUUGUGACCCAAACAAAAUUAACAACUUUUUUCUGGACGUGCCUGGUAAGGAUAUCCUUACCAGGCACGUCCAGAAAAAAGUUGUGUGUUGUUGUGUAGUGUGUUGA
Molecule: messenger RNA, 741 nt
Organism: Arctia plantaginis
Lineage: Eukaryota; Metazoa; Arthropoda; Insecta; Lepidoptera; Erebidae
Source: the annotation of a GenBank genome assembly